Molecule: messenger RNA, 684 nt
Organism: Histoplasma capsulatum G186AR
Lineage: Eukaryota; Fungi; Ascomycota; Eurotiomycetes; Onygenales; Ajellomycetaceae
Exons: 1
Coding region: 1-684 (227 amino acids)
Source: RefSeq, a predicted model, not a curated record
AUGCUCGGAAGUUUGUGCUGCUGUUUUCCCAGCCAAAAACAGCUUCCAUCCGCAUCCAAUCUCCAUCAGCAGCCGCAUGAUCCUCAAGCAGGCUUGAGUCGAUGUGGUGGGGUUGGCAGAGAUACGGAUGCACCGGGUAUAGAUGAACCAUAUCUCUCCACGGCUCCUCUCCCAAGAUAUACCCCACGUCCAAUCAGUGCUCAUGAGAAGACUCUCGCCUUUGAGCGUUCCCAUUCGAAUUUAAACGCGCAACCUGAUUCCCUACGGGAUGAGAAGACUAGAUACGAGUUUGAGCGGGAAUUUGCUUCACCUCAACUAGAUGAUCGCUCCUCUGAUGCUUCAUCCGAAGUGUCUGUGCCUAGCAGCUUCGGCAACACCUCAACUGCAACGACUGAAACCCCUCCACCCCCAUAUUCAUCCAACUCAUCAAUCGCACCUUCACGUCGUUCGGUUUCGAUAUCUGUAUCAACCCAUGAGACUGGCUUAACCUACACCAGCCUCGAAAGCAUUGAGCUUGAAUCGCCCGCUCCCCAACUUCCUCUGGCACCCCCUACCGCAGUAUAUAGCACUCAUCCCGCGCAUGAAACACUAGAAAUAAAUGGCGGGCCACAUAGACGCUCCUUAGAAGGACCCCAGGAAAACAGCCCAUUACCUCCCCUGGCCCCUACUCACCCGAGACAGUAA